Molecule: messenger RNA, 1997 nt
Organism: Scheffersomyces amazonensis
Lineage: Eukaryota; Fungi; Ascomycota; Pichiomycetes; Serinales; Debaryomycetaceae
Exons: 1
Coding region: 428-1810 (460 amino acids)
Source: RefSeq, a predicted model, not a curated record
GACAGGUAACGACAUUCUAAGGGUGCUAUAUCUCUCACAGUAUACUUAAAUGGGCAUGACCAUCAUUAUGAGCUAACCCGAGUAACGCUGAGUUCAGGUGUGGGGGUGUUUGAGCUAAAAUCAAUAUUAAGAGAACAUCAAAGGCGGGGCUUCGAUAAGGCUAAUGUCUUCUUAAAACCCCACAAAUUACAAUAUAACCCAUAGAAUUCUUUUUAUACUUUAUAGACGACAGGGCAAUUUUGCAAGAACCUUAAAUUAAAUGCAUGCAUUAUAUUGCCCCAAUCAAGAGAAGCUAAUACAAACAGAGACAUAGCAUCUUUAUUUAUAUAAGUCGGAUUGAAAUCCGUGCCAAUUGAAUUGGAUCGUAUUAAAUAAGUUCUAAAUAGAAUUACUUAAUAGAAGUGUUUCUUAAAGAAGUGCCAUUAUCAUGGUGCACCUGCAACUCCUUUUAGGACUAUUUAUAUGGUUAAAUCAUGUAUUAUGUGAAAUGCCGAUAUAUUACGGGCAAAAUAUUAAGGAAGAUGGUGUUAAAUGUGGCUUUAUAAAAGCUUUGCCAAAUUCUAGAGAACCAUAUGUAGCAAUUCAGGCGAAGUCAAAAUCUAAUAUUCCAGGCUAUAAAUUAGAAUUACCAGUCUUGAUAAUAAACAAAGUCGAUCUUAACAAUUUAAUAAACUUCUCAAACGAGACACAUUAUGAUGAGUUAUACAAACAUAAUAGAACUGUUUUGUUUGAUGAAGUCUUCGAUUACAGUAAUAAUAAAUUCAAUUUGUCGAUGGGCAGUGCUUAUCAACUUGAUGAAACAGCAGUGUAUAAUGGUCUAUUAAGUUUGGAUAAAGAGAAUAUUCAGAAAGAAGUACGCCUUCCAGUUAAAGUAUCAGGAAAUUAUUGUAUUUUUAUAGCACCACCUACUGAUGUUUCGCUUAACGAUAUAUUAAUUUCAACUUCUUUCAUUAACUCACAUGGAAAGUUGAUUUACGAAGGCUUUUUGCUCUAUGAAAAAGCCAAACAUUAUCUUGUUUUAAGUAUCUUAAUAUUUGGCUACUUACAUGUUACUAUUCAGCGAAACAAGGAUCGCAAUAAUAUCGAGGUGGUUUCCUAUUCGUCAUUGUACUAUAUUUUAUUGCCAUACAUUUUUGUACAGCUAUUCACAUGGUUUACGUUUUAUUUGGAGAACAAUUACCUAUCACCACCUGACUUUGGAAACCUUACGUAUAUUUUCAGUAAAGGAUAUUUUUUGCUGGUUAGAUACUUCAAGUUAUUAUUUGCGAUGGGAUAUGGCUCGCUCUACAACUGUAACGAUAAAAUGAAGAAUUAUAGUAAAAUGCCAUCGAAGUCAUUUUAUCGCAGCAAUAUGCUACUAAUUUUCAAUUUCAUUCUAGUUUUGGUGUCGACUUGGAAAAGUAAUUUAGUAUUGGAAUACAUUCUUUGGUUGCUACCUGGAAUAUGGUAUAUACUAACAUGUAUUAAUUAUUUUAGAACUAGGCGAUUAUUAAUUGAUGCCUACCCAGCAGGAUCAAUUGACAAUAAAAUAAGAGCAUUUAAGAGGUCGAUCUAUUUUCUAUUUAUUCAGCCUAUUAUAAGGCCUUUCGUGCUUGGUAUAGGUAUUGUUUACUUAGUUAUAGAAUUCGUUUUUGCUCUAAUACGUUCAAAUGAACCAUUGAAGCAAGAGGAGUAUUUUAAUAGCGCUAUGCAUUUCCUUAUAUUGGAUGAAAAUUUAAAAAUUUAUUUAAUAGUUGGCCUUGCUCACUUCGUUUGGUUCAACAGUAAUAAAACAGGUUAUGAAUCUGAUGUUGCAAAGAAAAUGUCUUAAGUAUAUAAUUAUUUUUAGUAUGAUGUAAUAUAACUCCAAGCGAGAAAUUAUUUAUAGGAGUUAAGUCCCUAUCAGGAGUGCGCAUUGGCUCCACCAAAGCUUCCGCUACUAAUUUCAGCACUGUGCAUGUGGAGGACAGAAAAAGGGGUUUUUUAAUUAGUAGCAUGACCAAUUAAAGAUAGAGCCG